Molecule: messenger RNA, 690 nt
Organism: Rotaria socialis
Lineage: Eukaryota; Metazoa; Rotifera; Eurotatoria; Philodinida; Philodinidae
Source: the annotation of a GenBank genome assembly
AUGAAUCAUGUUCAAUUAUUGUUUGAUACAUCAACAAAGAAAACAUUACCCAUGUACGGGGCAAUGAUGAAAGGUUAUAUAAAGAAUAAUUUGCCGAAAAAAGUCAUUGAUCUUUUCAACGAAAUAAAAGAUCCUGAUAGAGUCAUCAUCAUUCUCUUAUUCAACGCUUGUGCUCAAUUGGGCACAAAUGAAGAACUAAACUUGGUAAAAAGGAUUUUAUCUAAUAUCCCGGAAAGUUUGUUUUUGGAACCUACCCUAUCAUCAUCUUUGAUUCAUGUAUUUAUGAAAUGUGGUGAUGUAACAAGUGCUAAAUCAUUAUUUGAUAGAUCCACAAAGAAAACAAUAUCAAUGUAUGGAGCAAUGAUGAAAGGUUUUAUAAUAAACAAUUUAUCUAAACAAGCAAUUGAUCUUUUCAAUGAAAUUAAGGAUCCAAAUGAAAUUAUAAUCACUCUUUUUUUCAAUGCUUGUGCUCAACUGGGAACGGAAAAAGAAUUAGUUUUAUUAAGAUCAAUUUCAUCGAAGAUUUCAAAUUCUUUUUACUCGGAUCCUUAUGUUGCAACUUCUCUUAUUGAUGCAUUUAUGAAAUGUGGUGAUGUAACGAGUGCUAAAGCAUUAUUCGAUAAGUCAACCAUGAAAACAGCACCAAUGUAUGGAGCUAUCAUGACAGGUGAAUAUUACAUAUUUUGUUAG